Quercus lobata is the source of this 1302-nucleotide messenger RNA. RefSeq names its product receptor-like protein kinase FERONIA. Bases 118 to 1302 code for a protein of 394 amino acids. The record is from RefSeq and is a predicted model, not a curated record. Gene Ontology annotation, biological process: protein autophosphorylation. The transcript has a single exon. Gene Ontology annotation, molecular function: ATP binding; transmembrane receptor protein tyrosine kinase activity. Lineage: Eukaryota; Viridiplantae; Streptophyta; Magnoliopsida; Fagales; Fagaceae. Gene Ontology annotation, cellular component: plasmodesma; plasma membrane.
AACAGCAAUAACAACAAAACUUGCUAAAAUUGUUUGCAGGAGGUUCCAAAACAAUAAUCCUUUCCACUCCGAGUGCAUCAUUCUCUCGUCGUUCGUGGGCAUAGGACCGAAGCGUCGAUGGAAGGUAUAUCUCAGUCUAUUUCAAAGUUAUUAAGGCUGUCCGGGAAGGGAAGGUCAGACGAAAAAAAACAAAAUUACUCUUCAGAUCUUCCUGAGGGAUUAUGUCGUCGAUUUUCAGUCGGUGAGAUCAAGAAAGCCACCAAUGACUUCGCUGACGAUUUAGUAAUUGGUGAGGGGGGUUUUGGCAAAGUCUAUAAGGGAUUUAUUGAUGACCAAGGCAUAAGCGUUGCAAUAAAGCGUUUGAAAUACAGCUCAAUAGAGGGUGUUGUCGAGUUAACGAACGAGGUGGUGUUGCUUUGCCAGAUACGCCACCCUAACCUCAUCCGUCUCAUCGGAUAUUGUAUUGAUGAAGGCGAAGGGUGCCUUGUCUACGAAUUCAUGGUCAAUGGAAACCUGCACCAACACAUCUUGAUCUGCGGCACUGACCACGAUCCCCUCCCGUGGAAACAAAGACUAGCGAUUUGCAUCGGAGUCGCGCGUGGACUGCACUAUCUUCACACUGGGCUAAAGCAUACUAUUAUCCACCGUGACGUGAAGAUAAGCAACAUUCUGUUGGACGAGAAAUGGGAGGCCAAGUUGGCAGAUUUCGGGUUGUCCAAGAUGGGUCCCCCGAGUUUGUCAAAGGCUUUAAUUAGGGUCGAAUCUCUGGUGAAGGGUACUUUCGGAUACCUGGAUCCCGAAUAUCACAGGAGCCAGGAGCUGACCGAUAAAUCCGACGUCUACUCCUUCGGUGUAGUACUGUUUGAACUACUCUGUGGCAGAUCAAUAUUGGAUCCAAAUUUGGUAGCGGAACGGCAGAAUCUGAUUAGCUGGGCCAGCAAAUGUAAACAAGAAGGGACCAUGAAUGAGAUAAUUGAUCCGUAUCUGAUGGGGAAGAUAGCUCCAUUGUGUUUCAAGAUUUACUUCGGCAUUGCGAGUUCUUGCGUGCGAGAAGAGGGAAAGGACCGUCCAGCAAUGGGUGAAGUGGAGGUAAGACUUGAACGUGCACUGCUGUUGCAAGAGAUCGCAGAUGCUGCAAGGGAGGAAGGUGAAUAUGACUAUCCCAUUGAUGAAUUAACCUGUAAUUAUUCUCCGAUUGAGAUGAACAGAUAUGACAGAGGUGCUUCUCCGUCUACGGUUGGGAAUCCUUUUUGGGAUUCAGAUAGCAUCGAAUUAUCUGAUUUAUCACAAACAGCUAAUUAA